Molecule: messenger RNA, 1781 nt
Organism: Leptidea sinapis
Lineage: Eukaryota; Metazoa; Arthropoda; Insecta; Lepidoptera; Pieridae
Gene: SdhB
Exons: 1
Coding region: 340-1188 (282 amino acids)
Biological process (GO): aerobic respiration; tricarboxylic acid cycle; respiratory electron transport chain
Cellular component (GO): mitochondrial membrane
Molecular function (GO): electron transfer activity; 2 iron, 2 sulfur cluster binding
Source: RefSeq, a predicted model, not a curated record
AGAAUUUCAUAAAACGUAGUAGACUUCGGCUAUCUCCGUUUUUUACAAGAUUAUAGCCGUCAUCUGUCAAUCUUUGAAUGACUGCAAGUUUCAUACAAUCGCUUUUUUAUAUGAGAGUUUCGCUAGGCUGUUUCGAUCGACACGACACGACACCGACACUCGACAGGCCCUCUGCUAAUUUUGAGAUAAAGUCGCGCCAGUGUGUUCGUUUUUUCUCUGCUCAAUAUACCUACACAACUUAAUUGGAAUUUGGAAUAGACAAUUGAUUGAUUGAGUGAUUUAUUUAAUUAUUGUGCAAUAUUGUGUAAAAUUUAUUCUUGUGUUUGAAAAUAUUACAUAAUGCCGUUUCUUAGAAUCACUUCGGGAACUUUUGGGCAGCUUCGUACCUUUGCUACGUCAACAGCCCUUGGAAAGAGAGUGAAGACCUUCGCUGUUUAUAGAUGGAAUCCAGACGAGCCCGACAAGAAGCCCUAUACGCAAAACUUCGAAGUGGAUUUAGAUGACUGUGCUCCCAUGGUGUUAGAUGCUUUAUUGAAGAUUAAAAAUGAGAUAGAUCCAACCCUUACAUUCAGGAGAUCCUGUCGGGAAGGGGUUUGCGGUUCGUGCGCAAUGAACAUCGACGGUAUUAACACACUCGCGUGCAUCAGUCAUAUUGACCAGAAUACAUCAAAACCCACAAAGAUUUAUCCAUUGCCCCAUAUGUAUGUCGUUAAAGAUCUGGUGCCUGAUUUGACAAAUUUCUACCGCCAGUAUCAGUCGAUUCAGCCAUGGUUGCAGCGUGAAAAUGAAGCAGGAAAAGGAAAGGAAACACAACUUCUGCAAGAUGUAGAAGAUAGAGCCAAACUUGAUGGGCUCUAUGAAUGUGUCCUCUGUGCUUGUUGUUCCACAAGUUGUCCAUCCUACUGGUGGAAUGGAGACAAGUACUUGGGACCAGCAGUACUCAUGCAGGCUUACAGGUGGAUUAUUGAUUCCCGUGAUGAUGCAACAGCAAAGCGCUUGUCCAAGCUGAAAGAUACAUAUUCAGUUUAUAGGUGCCACACAAUAAUGAACUGUACCCGAACAUGCCCCAAGGGUCUUAAUCCUGGCCGAGCUAUUGCACAGAUCAAAACAUUGCUAUCAGGUAUGGUAAAGAAGCCAGACCCCAUUAUGGAUCCAGCUGGUCUACAGAAACAGGCAGCACAAAACUGAAAAUGGCAAUGUACAUAUAUAAAUUAUUAACAAGUUGUAUGUAUUCUUUAUGUGAACUUAUGAAAAUUAGUAUUUUGACAAUAUUUCCAUUAGAAGAAACAAGAGUAACAUUAAAAACAAGUAUUAUCGUGUUCAUUACUUCAUUUAACUAUUUAUUUUAGAUUACUUAGUCCUUUAUUUGUUAACUUCGUUGAAAUUAUUCAAAAGUAUUGUUCCUUUUACAUUGUAUUCUAAGAUAUUAUUUAUUAUCAUUUAGUCAAAUCAUUAGUGUCAGCAGUAAUUAGAAAUGUUCAUAAAACUUAAAAAUUUAUAGAAUAAGGCAGUAUUUUGUGGAAAUCUGUUGCAAUUUAAAAUAUUAUAAAUGAUGAUAUUUAGUGUUAAGACUCACAAAUCACUAACACUCAAUUUGCCUAUACACAAGGCAUCUUCAAGAGCUGUUGACUCACCAAUAGCUAUAACAAGAUUUAUGUUGUGUGUUUUGUUCAACUUAGUGGAAUUAUCACUAAAUCUCAUCAUAAGCUAUAUUAAACCUUGCCAUGUAGUUUGUGUAUUUAAAAUAGAUUUUUUGAAUAAAGUUUAUUUUGAUGAAAUUA